AUGGUCACUGUUUGGCCUCAUCAUCAACUAUCAUCAUCCACUCAUUGUCACUGCUUAUGACACUCUUGUUCAUCUCAACUAAGCGAUAAGGGAAACCAAAAAACGAAAAGAAAGAAACUUUUGAUGAUGAUGACAAUGAAGACCUCACCAUCCAUCUGUAGUAACAGUUUCAUCUUCCGUUCUUCUCCAUCAACACAAAACUCUCACAGUUUCUCACCUUUUCUGGUCAAAUCCAUGGCUACUCCCAAAACUCCUCCCCCAUCUGUUUCUAAAACCGUAUCUUCUAAAAAGAAUUCAACUGUAUUCCCACUUGGGGAAAAACCAAGGAAUGCUGUAACAUCAGCACCAUCCAUAAAACUUCUCACAAGAAUGGAACAACUGAGACUGUUAACUAAAGCCGAGAAAGCGGGGCUAUUAUCAGCGGCAGAGAAAUUCGGACUUUCUCUUUCAACGAUAGAGAAGCUUGGUCUCCUUUCAAAAGCUGAAGAACUCGGUGUUUUAUCUGCUGCUACUGAUCCAACAACACCAGGAUCACUCUUCACACUCAGCUUGGUUUUACUUGUUUUAGGACCUUUGUUUGUUUACCUUGUUCCUGAAGAUAACUUUGGUGAGAUUGGAUUACAGGUUGUGGUUGCUUUGAUCAGUGUUGUUGGUGGUUCGGCGGGUUUUGGUGCAUCAAGUUUUGUGUCUAACUUGCAGAAACUAAAAUAAGUUUAUGAUGUUCGGCAGGGCCGACAUAUUUCAACGAGGCCUUAUUUAGUUAUGGUUUAACUAUGUCAAAAUUUGGGUCCUGUGGGAUAAUCCGCCUUACACGCCCUCAAAGACGGCCCUGAUGUUUGCUUUAUCUCUUUUGGUUUGUUAUAUAAGUUAUAUUAGUUCUUUGUAAUUUUAUUGCAUUAUCAUAUAUGAAGAGAAGAGAAAUACUGAAUGGAUUCAUUUGUUGAUUUGUGAAUGAUACAAAUAUCUUUUAUAUAAGGAUAAUAAACAGAAUUAACUGAUUC
Messenger RNA from Vicia villosa (hairy vetch), 1001 nucleotides. RefSeq lists its product as uncharacterized. Bases 124 to 711 code for a protein of 195 amino acids. The record is from RefSeq and is a predicted model, not a curated record. The transcript is spliced from 2 exons. NCBI's taxonomy places the organism in Eukaryota, Viridiplantae, Streptophyta, Magnoliopsida, Fabales, Fabaceae.